CGUGAAGGUUUAAUGAUUAAUCCUCUAAAACAGUUCAUGGCGAUGUUCGCUUAAUAUCACAGAGUUGUACUUGGAAGGACAUUUAGUUCAGGAUAAUUUAAGGAUAUUAACUUGUGAUACAUAUAGUGUAUCAGGCACUUCAUAAAUGAGCAAUCAUGCAAAUACCCACAGGGAAGCAGUUGCGCAAAAUGCAGGAAAAGGACAAAAAACUAGAAGUUCGGAAGCGAAACAGAAAAAUUCAAUAUGGCGACCACAUACCAAGAUCUGAGUAUAAUGAAGUCGUCAGGAGAAACAAUAACCGUUGUAGCAAUAGAUUGUCGCGAGAGAUGCAGUAUUAUGAAAAAGCACAAAAAGUGAUUUUAAAAGACCUUGGCAAGGAAAGCCAACUACUUCACGCACGAAUGUCCUCCACCUUGGCCACUCCUCGUCUGGAGACGUUGGAAGGAAGUUCAGGUCUACGCAUGUCCAAUCCAUUCGCAGUUUUCGGAUCUCCAGUCAUCCCAUUUCUGAAGAUGGACCAUCCAAGGCGCCAGCAGUUAAAACCGUUACAAAAACCGCUACAUUCUACCAAAUCACGAGAUUCUUUCCUGACGCCAAGAACGUCUUUGACUUCUACUACACUUAAAAUGACCGUGGGGAACAACGAAGAUAAUUAUGAUAGAUGGAGCCGAGUUAGUUCUCAAUCUCCACGGAAGUUAGAUUUAUCUAGUCCCGUCAAAGUGACCAGUCCUUAUAAAAUCCUGCUCUCGGAUUCUCAGUCGGAAAGUUUCGGUCGACUGAUGAUGCGGAACGAUACCGAAUUAUCUCUGUCUAGAAGUACGUCACAACGAGAGGGACGGCGAAGUAUUGCAGAGGGCAUCCGCAGUAACAGUCGGCUGAAUUCCGGACGGAGUAGCCAUGUUAGUUUUAUAGAUAUCUUGAAAGAGGCGGAGGAAAGAAAAGCAAAAGAAAAAGAAACGAUCGCAGUCAUCAAAGAAGAUGACACGAAACCAUUAUCGAGUUCCAAGAUGCGACCUAAGACUCCUGACCCAAUGUCCAAUUACGAUGAUCCAAAAUCGGAACAGAAUGGCGAGAAACUUGUUCCUAAGGUUACUCAUAUGAGUGCAACUCCAAAAGCAACAUUUGUAAAUGUUCCCACCUGACAAUUUUAAUGAUUUAUUCUGUUAUUAAAUAUCUAAUUUGUUGAAAAUAAUACAUUUUCAUGUACAUUAUCUCUCCAAAGAGGUUGUGAUAUUAUAGUUGAUUCUAAAAAAAGUUGUUAUAGUGAAGUUAUUGUUUAAUCCGUUCAUGCAUAUAUUCUGUUUAUCAUUGAUAAAUAAUAGAUUAUCAAACAAUAAAGAAUUUGAGUUUGAAACAAAUACACUGAGUAAAAA
This is a messenger RNA of Magallana angulata, 1373 nucleotides long. RefSeq lists its product as uncharacterized. The transcript is spliced from 2 exons. The record is from RefSeq and is a predicted model, not a curated record. Lineage: Eukaryota; Metazoa; Mollusca; Bivalvia; Ostreida; Ostreidae. The coding region runs from base 156 to 1142 and encodes 328 amino acids.